CUCAUCCUCUCCCGCUCCUCCUCGCCGCCUCGGGCUGGGCUCCGUCGCUCCUCUGCUCCCCGCAGCCUCCCCGGACGCGCAGCCAUGGCGGACAUCAAGACGGGCAUCUUCGCCAAGAACGUCCAGAAGCGGCUCAACCGCGCGCAGGAAAAGGUCCUUCAGAAGCUUGGGAAAGCUGAUGAGACAAAAGAUGAACAGUUUGAAGAAUAUGUCCAGAACUUCAAGAGACAAGAAGCAGAAGGUACCAGACUUCAGCGAGAACUUCGAGGGUAUUUAGCAGCCAUCAAAGGCAUGCAGGAGGCUUCAAUGAAGCUCACAGAGUCACUUCAUGAAGUUUACGAGCCUGAUUGGUAUGGGCGGGAAGAUGUGAAAAUGGUUGGCGAGAAAUGUGAUAUACUAUGGGAAGACUUCCAUCAGAAACUAGUGGAUGGAUCCUUGCUGACACUGGACACCUACCUGGGCCAAUUUCCAGACAUAAAGAAUCGCAUUGCAAAGCGCAGCAGGAAGCUGGUGGACUAUGACAGUGCCCGGCAUCAUCUGGAAGCUUUGCAGAGCUCCAAGAGGAAGGACGAGAGUCGGAUCUCUAAGGCAGAAGAGGAAUUUCAGAAAGCACAGAAGGUGUUUGAAGAGUUUAAUGUCGACUUACAAGAAGAAUUGCCAUCCUUAUGGUCCAGACGCGUUGGAUUUUAUGUCAAUACUUUCAAAAAUGUCUCUAGCCUUGAGGCCAAGUUUCAUAAGGAAAUUGCAGUGCUUUGCCACAAACUGUUUGAAGUGAUGACAAAAUUGGGUGACCAGCAUGCAGACAAGGCCUUCACCAUUCAAGGAGCUCCCAGUGAUUCAGGUCCUCUUCGCCUUGCAAAGACACCGUCACCACCUGAGGAAGCAUCACCCCUCCCAAGCCCGACAUCUAGUCCCAACCACACCUUGGCACCUGCCUCUCCUGCACCAGUAAGACCUAGGUCACCUUCACAGACAAGAAAAGGACCUCCCGUCCCACCUCUGCCUAAAGUCACCCCAACAAAGGAACUGAAGCAAGAGAACAUUAUCAACUUCUUUGAGGACAACUUUGUUCCAGAAAUUAGCGUGACUACACCUUCCCAGAAUGAAGUCACUGAAGCAAAGAAAGAGGAGACUUUGUUGGAUUUGGACUUUGAUCCUUUCAAACCUGAGGUAGCACCUGUUGGUUCUGCGGCAGCAACUCACUCACCCAUGUCUCAGACAUUACCCUGGGAUCUCUGGACAACUAGCACUGAUUUGGUACAACCGAAUGACUCUUCAAAAAGUCUUUCCCUGUGCAACCUCAUCAUGGAGCAAACACCACAGAGUGGGUUGGCUGAAGAAAUUCAAAGAUCUCAAACAGAACUAGAUGCAUUUGUUUGGGGUCCUGAUACUAGUAUAGGCAGAGUCAGCCAGGCAAUUAUCCAAGGUGGGUCCCGGGAAGAUUCUGCAUGCCUCCCUGAAGCAGAGCAAGACAAUGAAUUUCCAACCAGACAUCUUCCUUGUACUGACUUGCACACCAUAACUAAGCAGGGUGAGCCUGUCCUGGGGGCAACCUCUCCCUUCGGGAAUGAACGCUCUGCAAAGUCUGUGCCUGAGACUGAAUGCGUGGGUGCUGCUUGCCUAGUCAUGGAGCAGCCGGAUGACGUGCCUGACACAGAGAUGCCAGCCGUGGAAACUGGUAGCCUGGUAAAAGAAAGUCAACAAGAUGCUAAAAAGUCAGAAGAGGAGAAGAAACAGAAGACCGAAGAGUCUAUGUGGGCAGGUGUGGAGACGUGUCAAAAGGCAUCCGGUGGAUCAUUUAAUGGAUUCACACAGCCACAGGACACUUCAUUAUUCACCAUGCAGACAGACCAGAUCUCUAAUCUGUCAAAGGCUGAGUCAGAGCAGGUGCUGGCUACAGAGCCGGAAGUGGAGGAGCCCACCGCUGCUGCAGCAGCACCUGCUGCUGGACUGGACUCUGGAUUGGACAGCCAGGCUGAGGAGCCAGGGGAGGAGGCAGUGGUCCUACCUGGAUCAGAUGCUGAUGUGACUCCUGAAACCACAGUCUCUGCAGCUGAGGGGGCCCCAGAGCUUGAAGCAGAACCAGAGAAGACAGCUGCUCCUGCUGGGGAAGGAGCCAGUUUAGAGGAAGCCAAAACUGACACUGAAAUGGCAGAAGCCGCGCUCGAUGAAAGACCUCAACCUGAAGAAACAGAAGCAGGAGGCCUUGCUCAGGAGAAGGUUAUACCUUCUGUCAUCAUAGAACCUGCCUCCAACAAUGAAGGGGAAGGAGAACAUGAAACAGCUUUAGGUGCCGAGUCCAGGGAGCCCACCGAUGACGCAGGGCUCCCAGGUCCCACCGGCGAGAGCCCAGAGCAGGCUGAGGACCAGAAGGCCAGUGAGGACUCCCAGCUGGCUCCCUGUGCUCCGCCUGCAGGAGAGGCCCCUCAGGACAUGCCUCCAGGCUUUCUCUACAAGGUAGAAACACUGCAUGAUUUUGAGGCUGCAAAUUCUGAUGAACUUAACUUACAGAGAGGGGAUGUGGUCUUGGUCGUCCCCUCGGAUUCAGAAGCUGACCAGGAUGCAGGCUGGCUGGUAGGAGUGAAGGAGUCAGACUGGCUUCAGUACAGAGACCUCACUACCUACAAAGGUCUCUUUCCAGAGAACUUCACCCGCCGCUUAGAUUAGACCCAAAAGUAUUACAGAAAGAGAUUUCUAAGCCUGAAGAGUUCACUUUAACUAUUACCCUCUGAAUGAUUUACAGACUGGUGGCAGACAAAGCUGACAAAGACAUGGGAAUGGAGCAUGUAUUAAAAAAGGGGAAAAAAGUAAAUAGAGGAAAAAGGUCCUCAGUGGUUCUCACAUUUUUGAUAACAGGUUUGUUUGUGCUUUGUCAGAGCUGUGAAGAUUCUUGUACUUGACCCCCACGUCUAAAGUAGCUUUCUCCAAACCAGAACCUUAAUUCCUCUGCACCAAGUGUAUGGUAUUGAGUGGCCGUCCUGCAGAAGAUACGAUAAAUUGUUCAGUAGUAUGAGACAAAUCUCUCCCCUACACAGGUGUGAGCACGUGCUCUCACUUCCUUCUCAAGUUUACUGUGUUCAAAACGAAACUGCUGCAAAAAAUUUCCAUGUUGUUUUUCAACACCUCUCUCUUCUCUCACUCUCUCAUAUAUCUAUCUAUAUAGUGACACAAGGUCAUAGACACUAGUUCCCAUCACUCCUGCAUCUAUGUGUAUGCACCAAACCACAUACACAUAGUCGCUUUCUUUGCUUCCCACUGUAGCUCUUUGCCUCUCAAGUGUCACUGGUACAUGCAUCGCUCCUAUGCUGUCUGGCAUUACAGUCGCACUUUUGCCUCAGAGCAAAACCAAGCAUCCCAUUGCCAAAACAGUCGACAGUAUCUGUGUGCUUUUUUUUUUUUUCUUUCCCCAGGAUGCAAUGACUAAUAGCAUGUGAAAGCUCUUCCCCCUUUGAAGAAAGCAGAGUCUGGUUACCCAGGUAUCUGGCCACUGUGGCUAGAGGCUGGCUGGUUGGGAUGAGCAGCCAAGUCUUUUUACCUUCUGCCUUUCUGAGAUUGGCUAGAUGAUGGGGCAUAUAAAUUCAACCUCCCCUAAAGGACGCUAUUUCAAAAAAAGCUCCUACAUACAGAAACAUAUUUCCACCUAUUUAUACUUAUGCACCUUAUCUUCACAGAUUCUCUUCCAGUACAAUAGACAAUGUAUGCUGUAUUCGCAAACCAUCUGUAACAGUUAUGUUUUCAGUGCUGUGUCAUUCCAAAUAAACCUUUGGUAAUCACCAGCGAUUACCUCAACUCUU
Molecule: messenger RNA, 3794 nt
Organism: Erinaceus europaeus (western European hedgehog)
Lineage: Eukaryota; Metazoa; Chordata; Mammalia; Eulipotyphla; Erinaceidae
Gene: AMPH
Product: amphiphysin
Exons: 22
Coding region: 85-2667 (860 amino acids)
Biological process (GO): synaptic vesicle endocytosis
Cellular component (GO): synaptic vesicle; cytoplasm; plasma membrane
Molecular function (GO): protein binding; phospholipid binding
Source: RefSeq, a predicted model, not a curated record